Molecule: messenger RNA, 2258 nt
Organism: Hordeum vulgare subsp. vulgare (domesticated barley)
Lineage: Eukaryota; Viridiplantae; Streptophyta; Magnoliopsida; Poales; Poaceae
Product: phospholipase A1 PLIP2, chloroplastic-like
Exons: 5
Coding region: 1-2034 (677 amino acids)
Biological process (GO): lipid metabolic process
Molecular function (GO): glycerophospholipid phospholipase A1 activity
Source: RefSeq, a predicted model, not a curated record
AUGGACGCGCUGAGGUUUCUGGGCGGCGUCCGGCCCGCCGCGCCGCCGCAGCCCCCCUCGGUGGCGCCGCCGCCGGCGCAGCGGCAGCAGCAGCAGCAGACGCGCGCCGCGAUGCCGCGCAUGUGGCCGCGCGGCGAGGAGGCCGGGGCGAGGCCCGACGCGGAGGAGCGGAGGCAGGGCAACUGGGUGCUGCAGAUGCUGAGGGUGCAACCCAGGUGGGCGGAUCAGGCGGACGCGGAGGCGGCCGGGGCCGGCGGGGGAGGCGGUCGCGGAGGGCAGGAGGACGAGUCGCCGGACGUGUCCGGGGCCGAGAGGUGCGCGUCGUGCGGCGGCGGCGGCGGGGAAGAGGAGGAGGAAGGCUGCGCCGUCGGGGCGGACGAGGGCGAUGGCGAGGUGUUCGACCGCGCGUCCUUCUCGAGGCUCCUCCGGAAGGUGUCCAUCGAGGACGCCAAGGAGUACUCCAGGAUGUCCUACCUCUGCAACAUCGCCUACAUGAUCCCCAAAAUUCAGCCAAAGUGUCUCCGCCGGUACAGCUUGCAGUUUGUGACAACAUCAGUGCAAGAGAAGGACAGAGCUAAUCCUGAUAGGAAACAGGAUCAGAGCACUGAGAAAGGUGGAUCUCCAGAUGAAAAACCUCGAGUUGUCAAGAAUGCUGCGUCGGGGAGCAAGGAGGAAGAAGGAAACGGCCCGGCGAUAAACCCUUUUGGAGCAUACCAAGUCAUGUCAUCUGCUGCCUCAUAUUUACAUUCACGGGCCAUGGGCAUCAAUCCCUUUGGUUCCAGGACUAAUGGCAAGAAUGAUCCAACAACCAUCAUGGCCAUGGUGAGUGGUGAGAAUGGUGAAGGUUUAACCUUGGACGAAGCCUCAUUUGUGGCCACAACAAAUUCAGUAACUUCCAUGGUUGCUGCCAAGGAAGAAACAAGACAAGCUGUUGCAGAUGAUCUCAAUUCUUCAAGAUCCUGUCCCUCUGAAUGGUUUAUUUGCGAUGAUGAUCAAGGCAGCACAAGAUACUUCGUAGUUCAGGGCUCGGAGACGAUCGCUUCUUGGCAGGCCAAUCUACUAUUUGAACCAGUCAAAUUUGAGGGACUCGAUGUACUUGUCCACAGGGGAAUAUACGAAGCUGCCAAAGGGAUGUAUCACCAAAUGCUGCCGUAUGUCAGAUCACACUUGAGAAACUAUGGUAAAUCCGCAGAAUUGCGAUUCACUGGCCAUUCUCUUGGUGGGAGUCUGGCUUUGCUUGUGAAUCUAAUGUUACUGAUGAGAGGACAGGCACCUGCUGCAUCAUUGUUGCCUGUAAUAACGUUCGGUGCCCCAUGCAUCAUGUGUGGCGGUGACCACUUACUCCGUAAACUCGGGUUGCCGAAGAGUCAUGUGCAAUCAAUCACAAUGCAUCGGGAUAUUGUUCCUCGAGUAUUUUCGUGCAAUUAUCCUGAUCACGUCGCCAACAUUCUGAAGCUCGCCAAUGGAAAUUUCCGCAGUCACCCAUGCCUUACAAACCAGAAACUCUUGUAUGCCCCAAUGGGGGAAGUCCUCAUCUUGCAGCCGGACAAGAGGCUCUCCCCGCACCACCACCUUCUCCCACAGGACAGUGGCAUCUACUACCUGGGCGAUUCAGCAGGCAUCUCCCUGAAACUGCUCCAAUCCGCCGUGUCGGCCUUCUUCAACUCCCCACACCCGUUGGAGAUCCUCAAGGACGGCGGCGCCUACGGCCCCAAGGGCACGGUGUACCGCGACCACGACGUGAACUCGUACCUGCGGUCGGUCCGCGGCGUGGUGCGCAAGGAGGUGCGGCGCCUCCGGGAGGCGGAGCGUGAGCGGUGGCAGCUCCUCCUGUGGUGGCCGCUGGCGGUGCACGGCGUGCUGGCCACCGGCAUUGGCGGCUGGGGGAGGUGCGGCGAGCUGGCGGACGCGGUGGCGCGGGGAGGGAAGGAGACGGCGAGGCAGGUCCAGCAGCACGCCCGGCUGCUGGGGCUGUUCCUGCUGCCGGUGAAGCUGCUCGUGCUCGGGGCUCUCCUGGCCGUUAGACUGAGGUGAUAGAUGACGGUGAUGAUGAUACGUAGUUCGUUUCGUUCGUUUGCACAGCGAUAGCAUUACAUGAUUCUUUUGUCCGAGCCGGGACGCCAAGCAGACACCUGUCGUGAUCAGAAUGCUCGGAUGCUUCCUUUUCUUUAAGAUCGAUCCAUCAGCAAAGCGUGUGUAUAACAGAUUAACAUGAAGCCUCAGAUUAUAGAAAAGCCCCAUCAGCAAGUUCUCUCAAA